AUGGCUACAGCAGGAUAUACUCGUCCACAAACUUAUUCAUCUAUUCGAGAUGAUGAUGAUGAUGCACUCGAUAUUCAAAUCGAUUCUGAUACAACACGAUCAACUGCUGGUGAAGGUGUAAAAAAACUUCAUGGUCAAGUACAAGAAGUUGUUGGUGUUAUGAAAAAAAAUAUUGAUAGAUUAUUAGAUCGUGAUGUUGCAUUAAAUAAUUUAAUGACACGUGCUGAUGAUCUUGAAACAUCAGCUUCGACAUAUAAUCAAACAACGAAAACAUUACGUCGAAAAUAUUGGUGGAAGAAUGCAAAAACAAAUGUGUGCAUUGCUGGAAUUGUCGUUGCAGUUAUUUUUAUUAUUAUUAUAAUAAUUGCAUUUAAUCGCCUUGGAAAGAAAUAA
This is a messenger RNA of Adineta steineri, 393 nucleotides long. Lineage: Eukaryota; Metazoa; Rotifera; Eurotatoria; Adinetida; Adinetidae. The record is from the annotation of a GenBank genome assembly.